AACGGAACUGUGGUGGACUGGGUACUACCCAUUCUGUAGGGCUCCCUCUUCGAAGUAACCAACUAUUCUUCAAAGUUUUGAUCGCAGCAUUUUAAACUUAAAAGCUACUUAGGAGGGUCUGAAAACUUACUGAAAAUGGUAUGUUAUCUUUCUUUAGUGCCUUGAAAGUGUCCUUGAUAGACUGUUAACAUUAGAGGUGCGAUAGGGUCUCUAGAUUUCAACACAUUUUCUUGUCGACAAAAGCAUCCCCUAAGCUGUUGCUUGUUGCUGUGGAAAGGCAGAUAAAUGUAUUCGUAGUUUUGAUAUUGCUAGAGUUGUGGCGACAUUUGGGUCGGUGUUGUUUCAUUUUCGAUUAUGCUUGCUUUCUUAAUAGUAGCGCAAAGAUAAGGCUGCAAAGCCCGCUUUUUAAGGACGAUUCUGCUCUAGUUUUACUUUAAACUUAGCAUCGUAUGUUUAAUAUGUUGAUCGAGUGUUUAUAGCUGCUGCAGUUAUUAUUAGGAGGUGAACACGUCCAAUACUUAUUUAGACAUACCGCCUUCCUCGACGAACUUCGUUUCGGUGUUAUCAUAUCUACUCAAGACUAAAUCAAUAUGCGAACGUGUUGAAAAUUUAUCUCUGAAUUCUCUUCCGUUCUUAGGGAAACGAAGCUUCUUUGCCGGGUGAUAUGGUGACACAUUGUAAGUACAGUAGUAACGCUCUCGCGCGGCGUCUGUUAUAUUUUUGUCCUGCAGAUCUUACGAUUUCUCCUUUUUUAUCCGCUUCCUAUUUUCUCGAUACCCGUGGUAAUGAUCUUCGUUUGAAACUUCAGUCGAUGCAGACGAAAUAAGACGCCUCGGGAAGAGAUUUCGGAAGCUCGAUUUGGACAAAUCUGGUGCCCUUUCUGUUGACGAAUUUAUGUCACUACCUGAGUUACAGCAAAAUCCUCUAGUCCAAAGAGUAAUUGAUAUCUUCGACACAGAUGGGAAUGGCGAAGUGGAUUUUAAAGGUUAGAAUUAAAUAUAGCUUUUUGACUGUUGUAUUAUUUAAUACAUCGCUCGAUCGAUAUCGUGAAAACAUACGGGAUUCAUACGCAGUUUUGCAUAUUAGGCGAUAAUUUCGGCGGUAAAUUUUUGUUUGCGAGGGGUGCACUGGGAAAAUUUUCGUUUUACUUGGCGAGGAAACUAAAUCCUACAUUCUGCUCCCUCUCCAUGAAAAUGCUCUCUCAGAUUAUUCAGAUCUUGCGCUAAAUCGCUAAUUGAAAAUAUGUCACGUUAUCUGCAAUCAAACUCAGCAACUCCCAACGUUGAAGUCUUGGUGAAAAUUUGCGAGCAUUGUAUCCGGUGUUUUUGCCCUCUCUGUUGAAUUUUUUGAAACAGAUUACAACAAUUACCGAUAAUUUUACUUCUCAUGCACCAAGAAGUAUUCAUAGUUUUUGUCUUCCGCGAGCUUUACUGCGAAAACAAAUUGAAAGAAGCCUUGAUCGGGCACCUGCCUCCCAACGGUUUUAAGAAUUUCGCCGAGGGACGGAUCUAAUUGUAGUGAAAUUGGUAUCCAAUUAAAAUGGUUUAAACCGGGUUUACGAUUGAUCUGACUUGCAUUUGAGCCGUCCUUUUUUAUUAAGUGUGAAUGGAGUACUUUUUAGGGGCAGCAGCUGUAUUUUCUGUUAUCAGUUGAACGCGAAAGUCAGCCAAAACUAACUCGGUGCGCGGCCGAGGGGAGCACAAUAUAUUGCGAUCAAUAUUGAGUGUAGGCUCAGCCAAUUUCCCGUUCUAUGCUCACAGGGUAUCUCGGAACCAUUUAACCAUUUAAUUUUCAAUGCAAACAGGUCUGGAGUGACUCCAUUUGUAAAGUUAUUGUCAGCGACGUGGAUGUGCUUAGCAACUCAGUAUUUUUCAAAUAAAUACGCAUAAAAUGUAAUCGUACGAUUUUUCUGUUAAAAAUCAACCUAUAUUUUUAACAAUUUAUGGAACACAUCGCCGGAAAAUUCUCGCAAUUUAGGCACUGGUUCAAGGUCAGUUUAUAUUUUUGUGUGACAUUCAUACUUUUUGAUACGACAAGCCAAUUUGCUAAAAGUGAACCCAAUUUUAGGCUCGUCAAUUUACAUAUUAAGUAAGAAUUAUGGUUUGGAAAACCCAGUCAAAUUUUGAUACUUAACUUUCAAACAAAUUUGUCACAACAGUAAAUAAGGUUGACAUUAUGAUUCUUGAGCUGGAUGAAAGUCCAACAAAAAUACUCGAUCUUUCAGGCAAAUGUUGAGUUGUAAUUUAGAAGGCAACCUCUGGGUGGCCUAGUUAAUUUGCAUAUGUAGCCAAAAGCUAAACUAUUCAUUGAGUAUAAACAUGUUAAAAAUUAAUGAGGAUGCUGUGUUUUUCUCUUGCGGAAAAAUGAAUGUUUUGGAGGAAAUUAAGACUUAUUUUAAUAGGGAAUAUGUCUUGGGAAAUUCUGCUCGAUAUGAUUUCUAGUUAAGUUUGAAAAAGUUAAAUUAUUCUUGUAAACUGUGUUGAUUUUCGAAGAUACUGAGCUGUAAGCUGAAUAGAAAUGAUUAUCAUUGCUGAGGAUAAUACAAUGAGAGUGCUUUCCUCAAAGAAAGCUUUGAGGAAAUUUUAUACUUUCUUUGUCUUGAGUGCUACUUUUGCCACAGACCUUCACACCAUGAAGUUUCUUGGUUAGCUGGAAGAAAGUAAUGUUGAAUUGAUUUGAACUCAUGGUAGGGCUAACUAGCAAAAAACUGCAAUCCUCAAGUGGAUCCUUGUUGGUUCCAUUCCUCCUAAAGAAAAAAAUGGAAGACUAACAUCUUACUUUGAAUCAAUGAUUUUUAAGUAAAAACAGGAAUGUAACAUUGAAAUUCUUUAAGGGUGAAAAAGAAAAUUUGAUAGAGUCCUUCAAUGAGCUGAGUUUCAUCACAAUAUAAUAAAAUCAACAGCCACCUAAAUUCUAAAGAAAAAUGGUUGGUGUUGGUGAAUUAAGUUUCCCAACUUUGAUGCAAUGUUACUGAACCAGUCUUGACUCAGUGACUAAUUUUUCACCAGUAUCAGAUUAUAUGCUGUGCAAAUCAGGUUGUAAUUUGUCAGAUAUCAAGUCAGUGUUUUGUCAUACCUCCCAGGAAUUAUUUGUGUUGAUACACCCUCAAAAUCAUUUCAAAUGAAAUCUGGAACAUAAAUACAUACACCAUAUUCAGUGACUUGACAUAAACAUGAGAUCAAUGAACAAAAUAUCAGCCCAUAUUAUAAGUCGAGCUAUCGAAUAAGGGAUUUAUUAUGCCUCUAUUAUUUAUAUUUUAGUAAUUUGGCCGGUUUUAGUUUUCAAAAUACAUCCACUGGCUUUAUCUGAAAAUUGUAUCUAAGGAAUAAGGUGCAUGCUACAGAUGAAAACAUCCAAAAAAAAAAAAAGAAUCCCCCUGAGAAUAAUUUUUGUUUUGACUUUUGUUUUUUGCUCUGCUUUUCAGUUCUAAUAUGUAAUACUGUAGCACAUCUUGUGCAUUCCGUUACCUCAUUAUGAUAAAAUGGUGUAAUGGUGUAAGUUUGCAUGCAAAACUCAAGAUGGAGAUGUCCAUGUUUGGACAGUGUUUGGGUGAUUGUAUUGUGUCUUUAGGCCAGGUGCUCUAUCCUGAGACAAUGCAGGAGGAGGGAAGAGGGUUUAUACCUGGGACGGAUAAGCAUGUUCUAAAUAAGUUGGAGAGGAAAAGAUAAAUGAGGAAUACUAGGCAGCCCAGUUAUCAUGGAUGCUACGUUGUUUCUUUAGAUUAUGAGCUUGAAUUAUUUACUUAAAAUGUUGCAUGCAUUGAUUCUGUGAAGUUCACUGGAACUUUGGGGCAAAUUCUUAACGUGGAAUUAACUCACACAGCUGAACCUAUUACUGUUAAAGUUUGCAUUCCAUUCCAUUUAAGACUGAGAAAUGGCUACAAUACAAAUACCUCCAAUGAUAUUUCGAUGACUGUGCAAUUUUUCAUCAGAAGUUGUGGUAAAUUUAGGUGUGAAUAGCUGGCUAAAGAGGGUAGACUUGUCGUUGGUUUUGGCUGGCCAUUAAUUCUUUUUGACAGCACUGAAUAAACACUGUAUCUCAUUGUCCUGAUAUUUCAGAAAUUGGGAGUACACUUAAAAAAAAAAAGAUUGAGCAUUUUACACAUUACUCUUUGCAAAUGUUAAACUUACUGUAACUUUAAACCAUAAAUGCCAAGUAUUGAAAACAUAUCAGAUAGCCACAGGACUGCUUUACACAGGACUGCUUUACACAGGACUGCUUUACACAGGACUGCUUUACACAGGACUGCUUUACACAGGAAAACCAAAGUGACAACUUUCAUCAGGAAUUUGAUUGCAGCCUGUAGUGUUGUUUUUGAUUGUCACUCAUCAAAAGCUUUACAGAGAAGAACGAUUCAUUUUUACGUCAUAACAAUUCAGUUCCCCGCAGAAAUCACUAAAAAUAUAUUGUACAGUCAUGCCAGUCAUGGUUAGUAGUGUUGCAGUAUACUAUGAAUAUGCGAUUUGGAAUGUAUUUUAAUGUGUCAAAACUAUUCCUCUAGGUUUAAUUUUUAUUUUCUUAAAAAUGAGACAUUUACAUUACACCUGGCUUUUUAUAUCAAGACAGUUAUAUGACUGUUGGUAAUUGUCAGUCUAAUGACAAGCCAGCUUUGUUAGUACUGUUUAUCACAUUUGGCCAUCUUCUAUCCCAUAUCUGAUUUACUCUGCAUGUAGAGCAUAUUUUAAAACAUUAUGGACCAAAAUUGUUUUGUCAAAGUUAUGGACCAGUACAGAUAAAGAUCUAUUUAUGCAAUAAGGGUGUUAGCUAUUUCCCCCAGUCACACUAACUUAUAACUAUUAUCCUUAACACCUUGUGGGGGUCCAAUUGAAAGUAAACACAUUGAAUGAACCAAAUUUUACCUUCUGUUAUGUAUUAUUCAUUGUUUUGGCUAAACUAGAGACAUAUAGAAAUCACUCUAUGCUUGUGAGCUCUCUCUCAAAACCAAUUUUGGUUUGUUUUUUUUUAUGCCGAGUUUCUGAUGUCAUGCACCACUCGAUUUUGUUGACGUCUUUCAUUUGGUUUUUGGUGAUUGUCAUCUCUGUUUUGAUUGUGACUGAGAUAUCUGUGUGAGUUACUUUCCAUUUUGAUAAUUGUAAAACUGAACAGAUAUCUUGGAAUACCAUUUGGAAAGCUGAAGAACAAUUUAUUUUUUGGAAGGAAAUUACUUGGCAGGAGUUGUUUUGUCUACAAAAUUAAUAUCUAUAGGGGUGAGGGGUGUACUAAUUUUGAUUGUAGCUUUUCAGACAGGUGUUGGGACAUAAUUGAAAAGAAAAUUUAAUCAUCAACAGCUCUGACAAUUACUGCCUGUGGAAUAGUUUUUUCUAAUUAUUUAUUUGUAAGUUAUGGUCACAAAGGCCUAGUCUAAGCCAGUGGCAUAUGGUUCUGAGGAAAUGUAAUAUUUGGCUUAUAAAUAAUGCUAUUUAAAAUUCACCAAAAAACAGCAGUGAAUGAAUGUUUCCUAGUACAAUGUAGAUGUCAGUGGUAUCAUACCACAGGAUGUAUUUUUUGUAAUUGUAUUGAUUAAUUUUUCCUUGUUUACUGCAUUUUUUCCCACUGAGAUCACUUUCCCUACCACUGUGUUUAGAUCAGAUGCUUUCAUGUGUCGAAACAUUUUGAUUUAUGUAUUUCUUCAAUAUCACUGAAGUUACAGAUAAUAAAUAUCAGGUAUCACUGCUGGACGUUAGAAGUGUGAGUUGUGAAAUUUGGGUGAAAGAUCUGUUUCUGGUCAGAAAAUUGGGUGGACAGUAUUUAAGGCACACAAGGCAAUUUUUUUUGUACUUGUAGACCACAUGAAGGGUACCAAAAUUUUUUAGAGACUCAAGGGCUACAUGUAGCAUCUAACUUGUGGUCACUCCUCGGUCUUUGUACUAUUUUACAUAAUAGUUAUGGAUGAUAAAGACAUUUAAGAGUUGCUGUAAAUUAAGAGCAGAUAGGUAUCAGUGAUUAUACUCAGAAACAAUGUGAAAUAAAAUUAAGAUUUUUAGUUUCCAUUGCAAACAUGCAUGUACAGGUAACCAGUAGUUUGUCAUUCUAUAGGAAGUAAGUGGCAGAUAUGCAUUAUCUUUUUUUUUUUGGUAGUUUUCUCUAAAAAUGAAACACUUCAUUUGUGUAACUAAUUGCACAGUUAAAAUUCCUAAUGUUGCUUCAUGUCAUUAACAAUUUGGUAUGGUUAGCCACAAGACAAUUCCAUUGUGUAGUCUCAUGUCCUUGUUGCUCGGGAAGGACCUUCAAACCCUCCGAACAAGCAGGGAGGUGUGGAGGAGUCUUCAUUACACCAACUACUACAAAAAAAAUUCACUUCAGCACUAAAGCUUAUCCUGCAUUAUCCUAUUAAAAAAUAUAUAAUGAAACAGAACUAGAGCAAUUUAUUUAAAUUCAGCUAGAUUUAAACACAUCAGUCGAUCAGAUUGCAGCUUAUUCACCAAUCAGGGAUGUUUUUGCAGCUGCUUUGUCAAUUAACAGUCAGCUUGAAACUGUUGGUGUUUAAUACAUGUAUGCAUUCUAAAAGUAUUUUUGCUAAAGUUGCAGGUUUUAGGGUUCCAAAUUGGAAAUAUUGUUUGCUGCAUGCAAUCGAUAUGGAAUUUAAGAUGCAGUUGUUAACUGCAGAAAUAAGUUAAGAUGAAAAAGCUAAUUAGGGAUAGGAACACUGACUCAAGAACUUGAACAGUGAUCAGUUUGGUGUUAAGUUUGUUCUCUUGUCCUGAAAUUAAUCAAGAUUGUUCAUGUCAGUCUUAGUCUCACCAUUAGCGAACAACUCUUUGUUAUUUACACGCACUGUACAUGUUUAUGUUAAUCAUGUUUGUUGAUCUAUUUUGUUUCUUGCUUGUUGUUUUGUUAUUUUCUUUAGAAUUCAUAGAAGGAGUUUCACAGUUCAGUGUAAAGGGAGACAAAGAAUCCAAGUUAAAAUGUAAGUUCAGAUGGGUACAGUGCAUCAAGAAGGUUAACCCUUUACACCCUAACAUCAGUAUCCAAAUUCUCUAUACAUUUCUCUAUAAAUUUCCUUUUGUACUGGCAAGGAGAAUUUGUUUAGCAAUCAAAGUAUCCUAGGUUGGCAAUCAUUUCCUUUAUUCUCAGGAACGUAAUAAAUGAUUCUGCAAUAUUUCUGAAAGGAGAAAUUGGAUGCUGGUCAUUCAUAGGGUUUAAAGGGUUAAUGAUUUACCUAGGUCUUAAAAGACUUCUUUCCUUUCUUGAGAACCAUACAAUUGCAUAAGACUGGCUCUUUUUUAAACAACUGCUGUCCUGUGCAAGAAAUCCACGAUUUUCAGUCUGUCAGUCCACUGUUGGGUAUGUGAGUCCCUUGCAAGUGUUUGAAUGGCAAGCAGACCAUUAUCAUCAAAAGUGCUUACAGUGAAUUCAAGUUGUAGAUAAGUAAAAGAUGUCAGAGGAGUAGGAAGUAAAUCCAUGUGUAGAUUAAGCUCUAGAGGUACAUGUACCUUUACUUUGCCUCUUGCCAAGGUUAAGCUAACCUGUUUUAUUCCUUUUUUUUUUUUGCAUAGUUGCCUUUAGGAUAUAUGAUAUGGAUAAUGAUGGUUUCAUAUCAAAUGGAGAACUCUUCCAAGUUCUUAAGAUGAUGGUAGGAAACAACCUCAAAGAGACUCAGCUACAACAAAUUGUGGAUAAGACUGUUAUAAAUGCUGACAAGGAUGGUGAUGGGAAAAUCUCUUUUAGUGAAUUUUGCGCCGUAAGUGAACAGAUUAGUUACUGUAUGUGUGUAGAUCAUUGUUGCUGUCAUUGAAUUAUCAAAUAGUUAGGUGGCUUGAAACCAUAUUUAAGGAUCAUUUUUUAACUCUGUAGUUUGAUGAAUCUUGAUGUGCUGAUUUCAAUUCAUUAGUAAAAAAUGGGGCUGUCUAACUAGUUUUUUAGUGACAUGCACAUAAGGCUAAAAUUAAGGUUGUUUCUAAGUGGCUAAUGUUGCUAUAAUAUCCAUUUUUGUCUAAAAUUGUCGCAUUUUUUGAGCCAUAGUUAUUGACAUGACAUGAAAAAACUAUGUAAAUUGCAUGAAAUUGAAGAUUCAGAAAUUAAGGAUUGGGUCUGAGCUUGAGGAGCCCACAAAUGCAAGGAAACUUGAGUAUUUGCCCUGGUUGAACUGCAUUGGGAGACUGCGUGUACUUUUGAAGUCUUGGAACUAUUCAGCAUUUAUAAUUUCAAUUCUUCUUGCAUUCAAUGAGUGUUAACCCUUUAACCUGUAAGUGUGAUUAGCACCUAAUUUCUCCUUACAAUAUUAUCCCCAAAUCACACAUUUAGGUAAGGAGAAUAAAGGAAAUGAUCACCAACUAAAGGAACUCUUGAUUGUUAAACAAAUUCUCCUCGUCAGCACCUUGGGAAAUAUAUAGAGCAUAGUAUGGAGCGUCUGCAUACCGAUGUUAGGGUGUAAAAGGUUAACAAUAGUCAUCCUUGUUGGCUGAAUGGCCUUAUUUUGAUGUAACUCCAACUUUUUGUAAUAAUUUACAAGGAAACAAAUAACAAUUGCAGCUAAAAGGAAGACUGCAGUUGAUAAUUAUUCACCGGAUUUUUCAAAUGAAAGAGUUAAUUUGAUUACUCACUUUGAUUGACAGGUUGUUGGUAAUAUGGAUGUUCACAAGAAGAUGGUAGUCGAUGUCUAACGAGAUCUUAAUGAACCAAGUCUUUGAACUAUUUAUUAUUCUUAUUUCCACGCGGAGACAUUUUGUAAAAACAAACAAACAAUGAUAUUCUUGACCUCUAUCUCUUGUGGCUGCUGCUGCUGCUGCAUGUUGAGAAAGCAUUGUUGCAGCAGUUGGUUGAUUCACGUGGCUACAUGAAGGAAUCAAUGAGGUGCUGUCCUUGCUAGAACAAAAGAUGCCAGCUAGAAGCAGAUGCGAAACGUAAAGAAAUAAGAAAAUAUACGACUAUAGUAUAUAUAUUAUACCGUAAGCAACUUGCCACUCACAAGAAUGUCUGUAAAAUGGAAGCAGUUAUUAUGGUUAGAAUUAGGGAAGACUUGGGUUUUGUUGAAUUUUAUUAACUCUGACUCUGAGCAUUCAUAUGUAGCAUUUUAUUGGAAAAAAAAACGAGUAAAUAUGAUUGUCCCAUAACCCAGCAUGCAUGCACAAACACGUGGUUAUGUUUUACAAACUCUCUUAAUUUUUUGCUCCUCCUAAUCUUCAUCAAACUGACUGCCCAAAAUUAUUAAAAUGUCAUUCCUUUCAGCUUCCCAUUUUGCUUGUACUGUAGUCCUUAAACAUAAACAGCAUGCUCUUGUCUGCUUGUCUAGAUUUGUAGUUUUUUGAUCAAUAGACUCAUUCAGACACUGACAAAUACAACAGAACUAUGUCAAACUGAAAUUCAAACAAGACAAGGCACUAAGCUUCCAUAUCAUUCAGAAAUACCAAGAAUUUUAGUUUAUUUUGACAAACUUACUGGGUGAAAAGUGAACUUCUUGUCAAGAGCUACCUUGAAAUACACAUAUAUCUGUAUCUCAAAGCGGUUUUUAAUUGAUUAAUACAGUUAAUUUUAGUUCAGCGUAGAUAUUAUCAUUGCCUUGUACAAUUCAUAAAAAAGGUUUUAUGAAAUUGAUGACUCUUGUUUCAUUAGCAAGUGAAUUUUCUAGGUGAAUACUGGACCCAAAUUUUCCUCUCAAUUUAAUAAAAGUAUACUUGGUUAAGAUCCCCUGUCAAAAAAUCCUUUUCGUGCCCUUAUGUCACAUUUACAAAUGCGUUCACUUUUGCUAGGUUUCUGUUCAGUAAUAGAUCACAGCUGACGUCGAAAUGCAGUUUAAAAAAACUGACACACAAGAUACAGCCAAGUGUGUCACUGAUGCACUUAGCACAUUUUGACUCCAAAUUUGAUAUAUUUCUGUACAGAUUUACAGCAACCCCAAAUCAUAUUUGUUUGUGUGAUAAAAAAAAAAACUAAACUAAAUGUUGUGGCAUCAUCUUUAUGUAUGUCCUCUGAUAGAUCAUAGGUAGGAAACAAAAUUAAUUAACUAAAUUAAAUCAAUUAACAUAUGAUCCAUUCCUAACAUUAUAGUAGUAAUUGAGACUGUCCUUCUGUGCCAUUUGUCAGAUUAUAUCAUUGGAAAUGGUUGUUAAUGCUUAUGGCUAAAUCAUUCAUUUUAGUUGCUGGCAUUUGCAAGCACAUCUGUGACAAAUUCAGUUGCCUUAAUGGUUCCUCUAAGAAACCAGGAUUUUUUUGUUGAAAAAGUGUAAUUUUUAUUUCUGUUUUCCUUUGUAUGCUUUGGCUGAAAGACAUCAAUUGAAUGUGGAAGAGAAGACCACUAAUUGACUUCGUUUAUUCUCUCUCUAUUUUCACACUGUUCACAAAUAAACCUUGUUCGUCCCAAAAUAUUUUGUCCUAAGCAAUCUUUUUGUUUAUCCUUGGGGAUUGUAGGUCCUGAAAGCAGAUAAAAAUAAAGCUUUAGAAAAACUUUUGGGGACAAAUAAAGUGUUUAAUGUUUAAAAACACUAAUAAAGUAAGCUGAAAAUGUUUAUAGUUGUGGGAUAAGAGUAUUUGUGUUGCAUUUUUUUUAUUACUCCAAGUGCUAGUUAUCAACAACUUAAUUACAUGUACUUACAUAAAAAUCCAAUGC
Molecule: messenger RNA, 10546 nt
Organism: Pocillopora meandrina
Lineage: Eukaryota; Metazoa; Cnidaria; Anthozoa; Scleractinia; Pocilloporidae
Source: the annotation of a GenBank genome assembly